GGGGCCUGCGGGGCCUGCGGGGCCUGCGGGGCCUGCGGGCGGGCGGGCUGGGCCCGGCCAGGCCGCGAUGGCGACCAGGAAGGCGGGCUCGCGCCUCGAGACGGAGAUCGAGCGCUGCCGCUCCGAGUGCCAGUGGGAGCGGAUCCCCGAGCUCGUCAAGCAGCUGUCGGCCAAGCUCAUCGCCAACGAUGACAUGGCAGAGCUCCUCCUCGGGGAGUCAAAGCUGGAGCAGUCCCUGAAGGAACACCCCCUGCGGCAGGGGGCCAGUCCCCGAGGCCCCAGGCCCCAGCUGACCGAGGUCCGCAAGCAUCUGACCGCCGCCCUGGACCGCGGGAACCUAAAGUCAGAGUUCCUACAAGAAUCCAAUCUGAUCAUGGCCAAGUUGAAUUAUGUGGAAGGAGAUUAUAAGGAGGCUCUCAACAUCUAUGCCCGGGUGGGCCUCGAUGACCUGCCGCUGACAGCCGUCCCUCCCUACAGGCUGCGCAUGAUUGCGGAAGCCUACGCCACCAAAGGACUUUGUUUAGAGAAGUUGCCUGUUUCCUCUUCUACCAGUAACCUCCACGUGGACCGGGAACAGGAUGUCAUCACCUGUUAUGAGAAAGCAGGGGACAUUGCGCUCCUGUACCUCCAAGAGAUAGAAAGGGUAAUACUUACCAAUAUUCAAAACAGAAGCCCUAAGCCUGGCCCUGCUCCCCACGAUCAAGAACUAGGUUUUUUCCUAGAAACAGGACUUCAGAGAGCCCAUGUCCUCUAUUUCAAAAAUGGGAACUUGACGAGAGGAGUUGGGAGAUUUAGAGAGAUCCUCAGAGCCGUAGAAACAAGAACAACGCAAAACCUGCGAAUGACAAUAGCCCGGCAAUUGGCGGAGAUCUUGUUGCGGGGUAUGUGUGAACAGAGCUACUGGAACCCUCUGGAGGACCCACCCUGCCAGUCACCUCUGGACGAUCCUCUCCGGAAAGGAGUAAACACAAAAACCUACAUCCUCACUCGGAAAGCCCGCGUCUACUCAGGAGAGAACAUUUUUUGUCCUCAAGAAAAUACUGAAGAAGCCCUGUUGUUACUGCUGAUUAGUGAAUCGAUGGCCAACCGGGACGCUGUGCUGAGCAGAAUACCCGAGCACAAGAGUGACCGCCUCAUCAGCUUGCAGAGUGCAUCUGUGGUCUAUGAUUUACUGACCAUUGCCCUUGGAAGAAGAGGCCAGUAUGAGAUGCUGUCGGAGUGCUUGGAAAGAGCCAUGAAGUUUGCCUUCGAGGAGUUCCAGCUCUGGUACCAGUUUGCGCUGUCUCUCAUGGCCGCGGGAAAAUCUGCACGGGCCGUGAAGGUGCUGAAAGAGUGUAUCCGUCUGAAGCCCGACGACGCCACCAUCCCGCUCCUCGCCGCAAAGCUGUGCGUGGGGUCUCUUCACUGGUUGGAAGAGGCUGAGAAGUUUGCCAAAACCGUCGUGGAUGCAGGAGAGAAAACGUCAGAGUUCAAGGCCAAAGGCUACUUAGCUCUGGGGCUCACGUACAGUCUGCAGGCCACUGACGCUUCUUUGCGAGGGAUGCAGGAGGUCCUACAGAGAAAGGCGCUUCUUGCAUUUCAGAGGGCCCACAGCCUGUCACCUACAGAUCACCAAGCAGCUUUCUACCUGGCGCUGCAGCUUGCCAUCUCCAGACAGAUCCCAGAGGCUCUGGGGUACGUCCGCCAAGCUCUUCAACUUCAAGGUGAUGACGCCAACUCCCUGCACCUCCUCGCCCUCUUACUCUCUGCACAAAAGCAUUACCACGAUGCUCUGAAUAUCAUUGACAUGGCCCUCAGUGAAUAUCCGGAGAAUUUUAUACUACUGUUUUCCAAAGUGAAGUUGGAGUCACUCUGCCGGGGCCCGGAUGAGGCGCUCCUCACUUGUAAGCACAUGUUACAAAUAUGGAAAUCCUGCUACAACCUAACCAAUCCCAGUGAUUCUGGACGUGGGAGCAGCCUCUUAGAUAGAACCAUUGCUGACAGACGACAGCUUAACACAAUUACUUUGCCAGACUUCAGCGAUCCCGAGACAGGCUCUGUCCAUGCCACAUCCGUGGCAGCCUCCAGAGUGGAGCAGGCACUGUCAGAAGUGGCCUCGUCUCUGCAGAGCAGCGCCCCCAAGCAGGGCCCGCUACACCCCUGGAUGACGCUGGCGCAGAUCUGGCUCCAUGCAGCUGAAGUCUACAUUGGCAUCGGGAAGCCUGCAGAAGCCACAGCCUGUACUCAGGAAGCUGCCAACCUGUUCCCGAUGUCCCACAACGUCCUGUACAUGCGCGGCCAGGUUGCUGAGCUCCGGGGAAACCUCGAUGAAGCCCGGCGGUGGUACGAAGAAGCCUUAUCCAUCAGUCCCACGCACGUGAAGAGCAUGCAGCGACUGGCCCUGAUCCUUCAUCAGCUGGGCCGCUACAGUCUAGCAGAGAAGAUCCUCCGGGAUGCGGUGCAGGUGAACUCGACAGCCCAUGAGGUGUGGAACGGGCUGGGCGAGGUCCUGCAAGCCCAGGGCAAUGACGCAGCAGCCACCGAGUGCUUCCUGACGGCCCUGGAGCUGGAGGCCAGCAGCCCCGCCGUGCCCUUCACCAUCAUCCCCCGGGUGCUCUGAGCAGGCGCCUGCCAGCCUCACUGCUGCUCAGGCCCCCAGGGCCCCACCUGGGGCACCGCCCCCCCCCCCCCCCCCCCCGCCGCACCGAGGCCAUGGAUGGACGUGUGACUGACCACACUGCACUAACUGAACGAGCCCCAGUUCAUCACUCUCCCCACACGCAUUUCUGUUACUGUUUUGGCCAGCCCGAUGAUAGAUUUUGAACCUACUGAACAUUGUUCAAAAUGGAUUAUGUGCCAUAUUUUGUUAGUCGACAUCUGCGUUUUAAAGUCAAAUGAUAAUGGACUUAAUCAGCAAAUGUAGAAGAAUAUAUCCAAAGUUAAAAUUCAGUGGCAGAGCAGAUUAUUUUUAUCAGAGCUGUAAAGAAAAGUCUCCUUCCCCUACCACUCCUGCCCCAACCUCGGCCCGGAAACCAAAUGUGAAUUUUCUGUUUCCCACCUCAGUCCUAGUCCAAGCCAGGACACCAGCUGACGAUUUCUUGGUUUUGUUGUCAAUAAUUGUACCAUGUGAAUUCCUGUCCUCACUUAGAGCAAAGCCUGAGUUGGAGAAUGUUUCUAUUUCACCAAUAUAUGCCUGUUACAAGAGAAGGAAAUAGGAGCUAUUUAAGUUUAACUUUUUUAUGUGAAUUCAGAGUUUAUUUAUCGAUGGAAAUAUGUACAAAGAAGCUUCAAAUGGAAUAUUUACCGACAUUCCUUAUACAUGACAGACACUUGGCUAAAUGGGAAGAUGAUGUUAAUAAUAAAAUGAUUUUUAAAUGGA
Molecule: messenger RNA, 3358 nt
Organism: Odobenus rosmarus divergens (Pacific walrus)
Lineage: Eukaryota; Metazoa; Chordata; Mammalia; Carnivora; Odobenidae
Gene: TTC7B
Product: tetratricopeptide repeat domain 7B
Exons: 20
Coding region: 68-2599 (843 amino acids)
Biological process (GO): protein localization to plasma membrane; phosphatidylinositol phosphate biosynthetic process
Cellular component (GO): plasma membrane
Molecular function (GO): protein binding
Source: RefSeq, a predicted model, not a curated record